GUUUGCAUGCGCUCAGUGCGCUGCUUUAAAGCAUCAGAGAAGACGACGCUUCCUGGUUCGACCCUUCUGCGCACAAGCCGAUUGUAAUGGGGGCCUUGGAGAUUGUUGGAUUGUGUCUACUUUCCUUUCUCCUCUACUCUGGCAACACCAUGGCUAAAGCUAGUCAAGAUAUUGACGAAUGUGUUGAUGGGACUGACAACUGCCACAUUGACGCCAUCUGCCAGAACACUCCCAAAUCCUACAAAUGCAUCUGCAAAUCUGGUUACACCGGGGAUGGGAAGCACUGCAAAGACGUUGAUGAAUGCGAGCGUGAUGACAAUGCUGGCUGUGUCCACGAAUGUGUCAACAUCCCAGGGAAUUAUCGAUGUACCUGCUACGACGGCUUCCGCCUGGCACACGAUGGCCAUAACUGCCUUGAUGUUGAUGAGUGUGCAGAGGGGAAUGGUGGCUGCCAGCAGACCUGUGUCAACAUGAUGGGGAGCUAUGAGUGUCACUGCCGUGAUGGCUUUUUCCUGAGCGAUAACCAGCACACCUGCAUCCAGCGCCCAGAAGAAGGAAUGAACUGCAUGAACAAGAACCAUGGUUGUGCCCACAUCUGCCGCGAGACCCCAAAGGGCGGCAUUGCCUGCGAAUGCCGGCCUGGCUUUGAGCUCACUAAGAAUCAGCGAGACUGCAAGUUGACCUGCAAUUAUGGCAAUGGAGGGUGCCAGCACACCUGUGACGAUACAGAUCAAGGGCCAAAGUGUGGUUGCCAUGUGAAGUUUGUGCUACACUCUGAUGGGAAGACAUGCAUAGAGACCUGCGCUGUCAAUAAUGGAGGCUGUGACAGCAAGUGCCAUGAUGCAGCAACUGGUGUGCACUGCAGCUGCCCAAUGGGAUUCAUGCUUCAACCUGACAGAAAAACAUGCAAAGAUAUUGAUGAAUGCAGGUUGAACAAUGGUGGCUGCGACCACAUCUGCAGGAACACAGUGGGCAGUUUUGAAUGCAGUUGUAAGAAGGGAUACAAGCUGCUGAUCAAUGAAAGGACCUGUCAAGAUAUCGAUGAAUGCUCCUUUGACAGAACCUGUGACCACAUCUGUGUAAACACACCAGGGAGCUUCCAGUGCUUGUGUCACAAAGGCUACACGCUAUAUGGACUCACCCACUGUGGAGAUGUUGAUGAAUGUAGCAUCAACCGAGGAGGCUGCAAGUUUGGCUGUAUAAACACCCCUGGCAGCUAUGAGUGUACCUGCCCUGCUGGGUGCAAACUUCAUUGGAAUAAAAAAGAUUGUAUCGAGCUGGUGAUAUGUUUGGCUGGCGCAGUAUCUCCACGAGCCACACUUACCUGCAACAAGAAUGGCAAAAAGGACAGCUGCUCCCUCACCUGUGCCUCCAAGGCUCGCUUUCUGCCAGAGUCUGACAACAGCUACACAGUGAGCUGCGGGACCCCAAUCCUGCGGCAGGGACCUCCGCCGAGGCCCAGCAAUGGCAGCCAUCCCUGUGUUGAGACUGUCGCUGCUCCAAUCAAACAAAAGGCUUCCUUCAAAAUCAAGGAUGCUAAAUGCCACUUGCAUCCGCGCAUGAGAGGCAAGCAGGAUGAGGCGGGCAGGAGUGGUGCACUAGGUGGGUCAGCCCCUUGCUCAGAUUGCCAGGUGACUUUUGUGAACCUAAAGUGUGACUCGUCAAAGAAGGGCAAGGGACGCCGGGCUCGCAACUCUCCCAACAAGGAGGUGACCCGCAUCACGCUGGAGUUUGAAGCUGAAAUCAAACCUGAAGAGAUCACAGCAAGCUGCAAUCUGAACUGCGUGCGGCAGAAGGUGGAGAAGAAACUGAAGUCCGCCAUCAAAGCCCUGAAGAAGUCCAUAAACCAGGAACGAUUCCUGAUCCGCUUUUCAGGAAUGGAAUAUGAGGUGGCACGGAAGCUGAGCGUGACUCCUGAGAGGCAGGAGAGCUGUGGGCCAGGACAGCAGAGAUUGGGAUCCAAGUGUGUUAGCUGCCUGCAAGGAACGUAUUACCAUGGCCAGAUGGAGCAGUGCGUCUCUUGCCCUCCAGGGACCUACCAGGAGAAAGAAGGCCAACUCUCCUGUGACCUUUGCCCUGGAAGUGAUGCUUAUGGGCCAGCUGGAGCAACAAAUAUAAGCGCCUGUGCAGGUCAGUGUCCCCCCGGCCAGUACUCUGUAGAUGGUUUCAAACCCUGCCAGCCGUGUCCACGCGGCACCUAUCAGCCCGAAGCUGGCCGAGCGUUGUGUUUCCACUGCGGUGGAGGGCUGAAUACCAAGCACGAUGGAGCUUUUUCCUUCCAGGACUGCGAUACCAAAGUUCAAUGCUCCCCAGGCCAUUAUUAUAACACCAGUGUCCAUCGCUGCAUCCGCUGUGCUGUAGGCACCUAUCAGCCAGACUUCCGCCAGAACUAUUGCAUCACAUGCCCUGGAAAUACCACCACAGACUUUGAUGGCUCGACCUCUGUGUCACAAUGCAAAAACCGUCAAUGCGGAGGGGAGCUGGGCGAGUAUACUGGUUAUAUUGAGUCACCCAACUACCCUGGAAACUACCCUGCAAAUGUGGAGUGCACUUGGAACAUCAACCCACCUCCAAAGCGCAAGAUUCUCAUUGUGGUGCCUGAAAUCUUCCUGCCAUCUGAGGAUGAAUGUGGGGAUGUCCUGGUCAUGCGGAAAAACUCCUCUCCUUCCUCCAUCACAACCUAUGAGACAUGCCAGACGUAUGAGAGGCCCAUAGCCUUCACUGCAAGGUCCCGAAAGCUGUGGAUCAACUUUAAAACUAGCGAAGCUAACAGUGCCAGAGGCUUCCAGAUCCCUUAUGUCACCUAUGAUGAGGAUUAUGAGCAGCUGGUGGAGGACAUUGUACGGGAUGGCAGGCUAUACGCAUCUGAAAACCAUCAGGAAAUACUGAAGGACAAGAAGCUUAUCAAAGCUUUCUUUGACGUGCUGGCUCACCCGCAAAACUACUUCAAAUACACAGAGAAACACAAGGAGAUGCUGCCACGUUCCUUCAUCAAACUCCUCCGCUCCAAAGUUUCCAGCUUCCUCAGACCUUACAAAUAGCCUCGUGACACUUUCACCAGCCUUCCAGGCUCCUCGACAGCCAAGAAAACUUUUUCUUACACUUAUUCUUAUUUUUCAAUGACUUUUUCUACAAAUACAACCCUGCCAUUUCUCACUAUGCAGAUGACUCUAACCAUUGGUCUUUCCUUGGCUUUUCUUCAAACCAAAUUCACCAAUGACGUUGUCCAGGGAAGGAGCAACUGGCAGCCAUGAGGGAACUAAAUCCCAUCCCCUGUGCUUUCCGUACUGAAGUCUCAGCCUACGGAGAUCACAUAUCCCAGUAAGUGAUGCCCUCUUCACAAGUGGCCUCUACUGGGACCUGUAACUCCAGGGCAGUUUCAGCCUUCUCCCAUAUAUGCAAAUUAUGUGCAGCCCCUUGUGCUGUAGGGUGGUUGUCAAAGAGGACAUGUGGGUACAUCUCUCUGCAUGACUGUCCGUUUAUAGAAAGGGACACCCCUGCUACCAUAUCAUGUCUCUGGCUGCUGGGACACAGACAAAAUGGUGUGGGUGGGUGUCUUUGAGCAGCUACUAAGCAGUGGAAUUGGUCCAGCUGAACUCUUUUGUAAAGAACUGGGGGCAAAGGACACCCAGAAUGCAGAAGGUUAUGCCUUAUUUAUCAGACUGUUUUGUUU
Messenger RNA from Elgaria multicarinata webbii, 3673 nucleotides. RefSeq names its product signal peptide, CUB domain and EGF like domain containing 3 (gene SCUBE3). NCBI's taxonomy places the organism in Eukaryota, Metazoa, Chordata, Lepidosauria, Squamata, Anguidae. Gene Ontology annotation, molecular function: calcium ion binding. The transcript is spliced from 22 exons. The record is from RefSeq and is a predicted model, not a curated record. Bases 87 to 3041 code for a protein of 984 amino acids. Gene Ontology annotation, cellular component: cell surface. Gene Ontology annotation, biological process: signal transduction.